ACAGUGUAAUUGCGCCUCAGUAAGGUCUGCUUCGUGCCACGUGAGCAGUUUUGUUAAGAUUUCUUCCGUUUUGAGAGCAAUUAAUUGCAACGGCAAUGGAGGCUUACAUCAUAUUAUACCUUUGUUCUUUGGGAUCAAGCCUUGGGUAUCUUCUGGAUAGCCAAAGUGCCAAUCAAAAUGACUCGUUGAUUCUGCAGCUGCAGCAGGACGUCAAGAAGAUGCAAGAUGAGCACGUCCAGACAAGCGUUGAGAUGAAGGAUUUUGCCCUGAAGUUGAAAGAGAAAGACAUACUUAUUGAAUAUCUCCUGAAGCAACAUCUAAGUCAACAGGACAUUAUUAACAACAUGACAAUGAAAUCUGACCAACAGGACAUAGUGUUGAGGAACUUAACGGCAGAACUUUCCCAGCAGAAAUUUGCAAAACUGGAGAAAGAAGUUGCGUUUCUUGCUCGCUUUUCUCAACCAAGGCCGUCGUUCUGGAAUCGAACUAUAGCUCGCAACGGACCAAUCAUAUACGAUGACAUCACAGUGAACUUCGGACAAGGCUUCAACCAAACAACAGGUAUCUUCACGACUCCUGUUGGUGGACUGUACGUUUUCCAGUUGACCUCUCUGGCCGAGAGCUACCUGGCCAUUAAUCUCUUUGCGGGUGGUGCACUGUACGGAACUUCCUCGGGACUACAGGGUGCACAAGGGUCUGUUCAAACUGUCGUCAGAUUGAAUGCUGGCCAAACGGUGUUGACGCAACUAGCACAGGGAACUGGAACCCUGGUUGGGUCACGGGGGUACACGCAGUUUUCUGGCGUUUUGUUGCACAGCUACUGAUGAUGCACCUUAGUGAAUACACAAAUGCAACCAUGAA
Haliotis rufescens (red abalone) is the source of this 861-nucleotide messenger RNA. RefSeq lists its product as uncharacterized. The coding region runs from base 96 to 824 and encodes 242 amino acids. The record is from RefSeq and is a predicted model, not a curated record. The transcript is spliced from 2 exons. Gene Ontology annotation, molecular function: protein binding. Lineage: Eukaryota; Metazoa; Mollusca; Gastropoda; Lepetellida; Haliotidae.